This is a messenger RNA of Adelges cooleyi (spruce gall adelgid), 1831 nucleotides long. Its product is annotated as BTB/POZ domain-containing protein 9-like. Gene Ontology annotation, biological process: modulation of chemical synaptic transmission; adult locomotory behavior; circadian behavior. The transcript has 12 exons. Lineage: Eukaryota; Metazoa; Arthropoda; Insecta; Hemiptera; Adelgidae. The coding region runs from base 74 to 1780 and encodes 568 amino acids. The record is from RefSeq and is a predicted model, not a curated record. Gene Ontology annotation, molecular function: protein binding.
GGUUUAUUUUGUUUAAGUGUUUUAUUAAGUAUUCAAGACUUGACAUCAUAUUAACACGUAGAUCACAAUUAAUAUGUAUAAAUAUUUUUUAUUAGCCAUUGUCGUUUUAACGUCUAAAUCAGCCGGACAGCACAGUAACGAACAAAUCGAUCACUCUUACUUCAUGGUCAGCGACCAAAGCAAUCUGCGUCUAAAUGACGGGUAUACAGAUGUUUUUUUAGUUGUUGACGGAGAACGAUUGCCCGCUCAUCGUAGUGUAUUAGCCUCACGUAGUGAUUAUUUUAGGGCCUUAUUAUAUAAUGGUCUUAAAGAAACCGACGAUUCAGAGGUAAAAAUUAGUGAAGUAUCAGUUACCUCAUUUAAAAUACUCCUUCAGUACAUCUAUACCGGUCGGAUGAAUUUAAGUAUGCUCGAGAAUGACGUGGUUUUGGAAUUAUUUAGUAUUUCGCACUUAUAUUGUUUAUCAAACUUACAUUUUUCACUGUCCCAGUAUUUACGCCAUCACAUUAUUGUACAAAAUGUAUGUUAUUUGUUUGUUAUGGCUCGAAUUUAUCAAUACAAAGAGCUCGAAAAUGAUACACUGGACUUUAUCGACAAUCGCGCUACUGAGGUGUUGCAAUAUGAAGAUUUCCUAUCUUUGUCGGCCGAAGUAAUACAAGUCAUUCUCAAUCGUAGCACGGUGUGUGCUAAUGAAUUGGAUAUAUUCCGCGCGGUUUGUCGCUGGAUCGAAAACAACCAAGCCGAUCUAGAUCCUGAUGCCCAAAACCAAAUUUUAUCUGCCGUCAGAUAUGUAUUAAUGAGCGAUGAAGAACUGUCUGAAGUUAGGCGAUCAGACCUGGUUAGUUUGGAUACACUUUCGGCUGCCAAGCAAUUAAGAAACACGUGGCCACCAGAUAUGCUUCAAUUUCGAGGACAGCUAAAACCCAAUGAGAAUAUCAUUUAUCGUACUCAAGGUUUUGAAGUGGUUAAUGAAAUUGACGGCAGUGUUAUGAUAAAGUUAGGUCAUCCAUCAGUCGUAAACUAUAUUGAAAUAACGUUAUGGAAAGGAGUUUCAAAGUAUUUCUCUUAUUACAUUGAAGUUUCAAUGGAUCAGCAAAAUUGGAUGCGUGUUAUAGAUCAUUCAAAUUAUGAUUGUCGAUCAAAUCAACGUUUGUGGAUUCAACCACGUAUAGUUAAGUAUAUACAAAUUUUUGGCACCAAAGGUACUGCUAAUGCAACAUUUAAAUUUUGGAAAGUCAUGUACAAUAUGGGUGAAAUGCAUAUGGUAAAAAUCAACAACGGAUUUGUGGUUCCUAAAUAUAAUGUCGCUUCAAAAUAUUAUAAGAAUGCAUGUAUAAUCAAAGGAGAAUGUGAUAUAAUGUUAGAUGACGUUUAUAAAAACCGUGAUGGUCACUUUUAUACACAUCAUCCGAUGGAACUAAAUCAUUUUAUAUUGGUUCAACUUGCACAACCAUAUCUACUUAGUUCAAUGAGGAUGCGGCUCUGGGACCAUGACGAUCGAGUUUACAGUUACACAAUAGAAGUUUCUGUUAAUAAUCAAGAUUGGAAAAUGAUCGUAAACAAAGCUAAUGAGCUGACCCAGUCUUGGCAGCUAUUGCAAUUUAAACCCACGAUGAUAGUGUAUAUUCGCAUUACUGGCGUUUACAGUUCAGUAGGACAUGAUUUUCGUUGUGAAUACUUUGAGGCUCCCGCUCAAGUAAUGCUAGGUCCAAACGUCGUUGAAGACGAUUGUGUGGAGAACAACGACACAGAUAUUACGAUGGCAGAACCAUCGGCUUAAACUCCAGUCGUUACAACGAAUUAAAGAUAUUAUUAUUAAAUUCAAUUUUCC